Messenger RNA from Dracunculus medinensis (Guinea worm), 222 nucleotides. NCBI's taxonomy places the organism in Eukaryota, Metazoa, Nematoda, Chromadorea, Rhabditida, Dracunculidae. The record is from the annotation of a GenBank genome assembly.
AUGUCUGGAAAUUGCGCAUAUGGCGAGGAAAUCACUGAUUAUGGUUGUCAGAGAACUAAUCAAGAAUGCGGCAUAAAUAUGAAAUUUCAAAAAGUCUAUAAAGUUCUCUUUCUUGAGAAUUCAUAUACAUUGUCGCGAUGUACACAAAGAUGUGUAUGCGUGAACAAUGCGUAUAUUGGAAGCGGUAGAAAAUGCAUCAAAAAAGAGUUUCUUGCGCAAUAA